Molecule: messenger RNA, 357 nt
Organism: Solea senegalensis (Senegalese sole)
Lineage: Eukaryota; Metazoa; Chordata; Actinopteri; Pleuronectiformes; Soleidae
Gene: ost4
Product: oligosaccharyltransferase complex subunit 4 (non-catalytic)
Exons: 3
Coding region: 86-199 (37 amino acids)
Cellular component (GO): oligosaccharyltransferase complex
Source: RefSeq, a predicted model, not a curated record
GGAAACAAGAUUUUUCUUCUUUCCUGCUGCUGAUCUACUGGGGCUUCAGUGCAGCCGAGAGUCAAUCCUCAAUAAAGGAAUAACAAUGGUGACAGACGUGCAGCUGGCCAUAUUUGCCAACAUGCUUGGCGUGUCGUUGUUCCUGUUGGUUGUGUUGUAUCACUACGUUGCUGUCAAUAACCCCAAAAAGCAGGAGUAGAGUCCGCCAAUAUGACCGGAGAGAUGAGAUGGGAAUCAAAGCCACCACCUUGGAAACAUUCCCCACCUUCCAUCCUUCUUUCCAAGAGAUGAAUUUCUAUGUUGCUAUGGUUGCACAGUGGUGUAUGUUCUUUUUGUAAUAAAAACACAUUAAGUACA